UUCUGUGUGUGAUUUUUGUAUACCCGGUAUCUUUAAAAAAUGUCUGCAAAUCUUGCAAAUAUCUACGCGGAAUUGAUGCGCAGGUAUGGCGAGGACUAUACCAUCACUUAUGGACCGCCGCCCACGUACCUGAGCAGCAUAGCAGGCGCCAGUGAAGUCGGCAAGAAGAUCGUGCUCGUAUUCAAAGAGGAUCGCAAUGCAGCGUCUAGGAUCAAGACGACGCCAAAGAAAUUUGUGGAGAAAAAAGAGGGAUCGACGGACCUGGAUUUGACUGGCAGCCCGCUGAAGGACGAUUGCAUUGUGGAUGCCAUUGCCGAUCUUUCGCUGGACCUGCAACUGGUGAAUUCGACUGCCUGGAAGCUGGAGGAGGAGUUUCAGCGCGGUGUGGCCGUAGACAAGGCUCGCGGCAUUAUCUGCAGCGAGCAUUUCCAGCACGCCGAUGGCGUUGGAUCCGUCUGGUUUCUGUGCGACGGCAGCGACCAUGGCCAGACGCAGUUGCUGCAGUACGAGUUCAACAAGACGCAUUUUUCGCGCGGCAUCCUCAGCUAUCAGGGGGUGCUGCCCGCCUUUAUGGUGACCACGCAGUCGCUGGUGCGUCAGCACUCGGCGGUCCCUACCGAAACGACCAUUGAGAACAGAUAUCAGGUGAAUCCGCACAUGACACUGCGCUGCUCCUGGGCCACUUCGGCGCCGCAGCCGCUGCUGGUCAAUCUGCGAGACUGCGAGGUGGCUCUCUCGCACACAUUUCGCGUGGGCGAUUGCAGUCCUCUGACACAGGACUUUAUGAACCAGCUGCGCAUCCUGGUCUUCAUUCGCGAGGACAUCGUUAGCUACCACAAAGACGAGCAGCAGGACGCUGGCAGGGACCCCACCUAUCGCUGUGGACACGGCAUCGAUAUGGAUGAGUUACGCGAGUCGAUUAACAAGACCAUGACGGAUGUUUCCGGCCUGAUGGAGCACUACAGCAGUGGCGCUGCCGAGUUUGACAUCGAGGAGGUGGUGCAUCGGGCCAAGGGCAGGCGUCUCACGGAUCUCACCGACAAGCUCUGGGAGCUGCUGAAAUGUUGUGGUUCCUACAAGGAUCUGAAGAUGGCCUUCAAUAUGCUCUUCCAGUGCGCCGCUCGCUGCAACAUUGUGAAUACACCAACCAACAAGAAUCGCCUGGCAGAGAUCAUCACAGAGCUGGCCAAUCGCCGCCUGGCCAUACCCUGCCUCAGUGGUGCCGAGGCACUGGAACUGCUGCUGGAAGUGGGUCUGGAGAAGGUGUACAAGGACUACGAGUUUAUCUACACGGAGAGUAAAAUGUGCAGCACCAAUCUGCUAAAGGAGACCUCAGAGACGGCAGAUGGAACGUCGCCCCAAAAUGUGCCGCAGCUCCGCAAAUCUCUUCACAACGCUGUCCGUGGAGAUGCUACGCCAGGUGCUGGCAUACGUAAGACCCUGCUACAUCUCGACGCAGACAGCAGAGUUGUGGGCGACAAGUACGGGGACGAGGAUGUGGCUGGGAUCAAAAACAGCUACUUUGAUGAGCACGAGAGCAUGGAGCGUAUCUCGAAACUGUUCCAAAUCCAUUGCACCAUGGAGCAUCUGCUGAUGAUUCACAUUCACCUGAAUCUGCCCAAUGUCUACAGCGAUGUCUGCUCUGAGCUGUUGAAAAAGACCCCCAAGCUGGUGGAAGCCAUCGAUGACCAGCUAAGCGAUGUGAUGGACAUUCACCUGGCUGCCCAUUACGUUCGCGAGCAUCUAGAUGGCAAGGAGCCCUACUCGCGGCACAUCACAAUGAAGUCGUUGAACAAAUUCCGCGAACUUCAGACCACUUUUUAUUUCAAUUCGGAGAAUAUUUGCCCGCCCGAGCUGGCACAGUGCUUUCAGUGCGAUGAUAAAGAACUGGUCAAGGAGCGCACCUAUCAUUCCUGGCUUUAUCGCAAGAUUCGUACACUGAAAUGAGUCUUCUGUAAUAAUUUCCUUUGCCUUUAACCUGCAAUCUUUUGUGCACGUAUUGUAAAUCCUAAAUUAGAUCCUAUAUUAUAUCCUCUAUGUAUACACCCCGAUUCCUCUCAAAACUCAAUUGUUUGCAGCUUGUUGUACACGCUACUUUUCACGCAUUUCCCACACCC
This is a messenger RNA of Drosophila guanche, 2117 nucleotides long. It is a transcript of the gene Zwilch, whose product is annotated as protein zwilch. NCBI's taxonomy places the organism in Eukaryota, Metazoa, Arthropoda, Insecta, Diptera, Drosophilidae. The coding region runs from base 40 to 1947 and encodes 635 amino acids. The record is from RefSeq and is a predicted model, not a curated record. Gene Ontology annotation, biological process: mitotic spindle assembly checkpoint signaling; protein localization to kinetochore. Gene Ontology annotation, cellular component: RZZ complex. The transcript has 5 exons.